ACUCAUUGUCGCAUUCUGAAUGGGUUCAACUCCGGCAUCCCCACGGAUUGCCUACUGCUUCUCGAAACAAAAUGGUGACUUAUCCUCUGCUUUCUCAGAUCCGGGUUCCUAUGCGGGAUGACGCGGCUCAGAGUGUUUCUUUCCCGGGUGCAAGUGGCCAAGAUGCCCAAUCCGAUCAGGUCAAUUGUCAAAGAAACACGAGCGCCCAAUCUCAGCACAACUGUGGCCAAGACACAAACGCAUAUUUCCAAGGUACGUCUCAAAGUUUGAAGACGCUAAACCAGGAUUUCCAGACCCCGUGUCAGUACCUUAUCGGAGGUACACAGGGCCAAAUGUCCCAACAUGAAAGCAAGAACGACCCACACCAGGACCUCCCGAAUGCAAAAGUGCCAUACAUAAUCGCACAUAACUAUCCUUUCAACUUUCCACAACCUGCACCGCAGAACUAUUUGGAACCGGUCGUUCAGUUCCAGGGCACUGGACAUCAGAAAACAAACAAUCAUAUCCCGAAUUUCCUCAACGAUCCCCUAGGUGGAAUAAAAAGCGAAGAUGACACCACUGUUGAAUUUGAUCUCGAGCCCGGAUUUUCCUGGACGUCCCCUCGAUCAACUACGUUUCCCAGCCUCGACCUGGACACUACCGCGAACCAGACUUCAAUUGUAAACCCAGGAGACGCCAGCCCCGAUCUCUUUGCGCUCAGCGAUGGCAGCAACCCCUACCAAGCACAAGACCUAUCCGACCAAGAGAUCCUUGGUCUUCUGGAGGAUUUGGCACAGCAGAAACAGUCUCAACCACUGGUACAUAAACGGGUCCAGAAAUCUUGCAGUGACAUUGUUGAGGUGAAAAUAGAAGGUCCAGGCAACUAUGAUAGUGAUUCUGAUUGUUUUGGUGUUGGGUCUUCUGAGGGUGAUGUUAGUCCUUUUAUUUGAUCUGUUCUUUUUCUUUUUUGUGUGUGCGGUGUGCGGUGUAUGGUAUGUG
Aspergillus ruber CBS 135680 is the source of this 978-nucleotide messenger RNA. RefSeq lists its product as uncharacterized. Lineage: Eukaryota; Fungi; Ascomycota; Eurotiomycetes; Eurotiales; Aspergillaceae. The record is from RefSeq and is a predicted model, not a curated record. The transcript is spliced from 2 exons. The coding region runs from base 72 to 929 and encodes 285 amino acids.